Molecule: messenger RNA, 3982 nt
Organism: Raphanus sativus (radish)
Lineage: Eukaryota; Viridiplantae; Streptophyta; Magnoliopsida; Brassicales; Brassicaceae
Product: ribosome biogenesis protein BOP1 homolog
Exons: 16
Coding region: 52-3879 (1275 amino acids)
Biological process (GO): cell wall modification; maturation of LSU-rRNA from tricistronic rRNA transcript (SSU-rRNA, 5.8S rRNA, LSU-rRNA); ribosome biogenesis
Cellular component (GO): PeBoW complex; preribosome, large subunit precursor
Molecular function (GO): protein binding; ribonucleoprotein complex binding; enzyme inhibitor activity
Source: RefSeq, a predicted model, not a curated record
CAAAUACCUUCAAACACAAACUUCUCUUCUCACAAAAGAUUUGGCCUUAUAAUGGCUUUUCGAGUUUAUAUUUUAACGUUUGCAUUCUUAUGCAUUUUCGUGGCAUCGACCGUCUCCGGGUACAACUCAAAAGACGUGAAAGCAUGGUGUAGCCAAACUCCAAACCCUAAACCAUGCGAAUAUUUCUUAACCCACAACUCAGGCCAAAAUCCCAUAAAAUCCGAGUCCGAGUUUCUCAAAAUCUCAAUGAAACUAGCUCUAGAGCGAGCCGUCCUCGCCAAGACCCAUGCGUCCACACUAGGACCAAAGUGCCGGGACACACGUGAAAAAGCUGCUUGGGAAGACUGUCUCAAGCUCUACGACUUCACCGUCUCUAAAAUCAACGAGACCAUGGACCCAAACGUGAAGUGCUCGAAAACCGACGCUCAAACAUGGCUCAGCACGGCUCUAACCAAUCUCGACACCUGCCGAGCAGGGUUCUUAGAACUCGGUGUUACCGAUAUCGUCCUUCCUUUGAUGUCAAACAACGUCUCAAGUCUUAUAUGCAAUACACUCGCCAUUAACAAAGUUCCUUUCAACUACACCCCACCCGAGAAAGAUGGGUUCCCUUCGUGGGUCAGACCCGGUGACCGGAAGCUUUUGCAGAGCUCGACACCAAGAGAUAAUGCGGUUGUGGCUAAAGACGGGUCUGGUAAUUUCAGGACGAUUAAAGACGCGAUCAACGCUGCUUCGGGGAGUGGUAGGUUCGUUAUAUAUGUGAAGCAAGGCGUUUACAGUGAGAAUCUUGAGAUUCGAAAAAAGAAUGUUAUGUUGAGAGGUGAUGGUAAAGGGAGAACGAUUAUUACUGGAAGUAGAAGUGUCGGUGGAGGAACGACCACGUUUAAUUCAGCUACUGUCGCGGCGGUCGGAGACGGGUUCAUAGCCCGUGGAAUAACGUUUAGAAACACGGCGGGUGCAAAUAAUGCGCAAGCAGUAGCUCUAAGAUCCGGGUCGGAUCUAUCCGUUUUCUAUCAAUGCAGCUUUGAAGGUUACCAAGACACACUCUACGUUCACUCCAACCGCCAAUUUUACCGUGACUGUGACAUUUAUGGAACCGUUGACUUCAUCUUUGGAAACGCAGCCGCUGUUCUCCAAAACUGCAACAUCUUUGCACGUCGUCCACGUAGUAGCACUAAUACAAUCACUGCCCAAGGAAGAUCCGACCCGAAUCAAAACACAGGUAUUAUCAUCCAUAACUCACGGGUCACGGCAGCUUCGGAUCUCCGACCCGUUUUGGGAUCCACCAAAACUUAUCUAGGUCGACCAUGGAGACAAUACUCAAGGACGGUAUUUAUGAAAACUUCUCUCGAUAGUCUGAUCGAUCCACGUGGAUGGCUUGAAUGGAAUGGUAACUUUGCCUUGAGAACUUUGUUUUACGCUGAGUUUCAGAAUACGGGUCCGGGUGCUUCGACUUCACGUCGGGUCACAUGGCCUGGUUUUCGAGUCCUUGGUUCUGCCUCAGAGGCUUCAAGGUUCACUGUUGGUAGUUUUAUUGCUGGUAGCUCUUGGAUCCCAUCAACAAACCUCCGCCUCUCUGUUAGCACCGAGACGAUGACGACGAAGAAGAAGAGCGAAGCAGCUAACGAAGAUCAAACGAGAGAAAACAAGAGAAAAAGCGUCUCUUCUUCUGCUGUAAAGUCUCAGAAAGAGAAGCCAGUAGUAGUAGCAACAAAGGAAGCGAAAAGCUCGAAAGAGGAAGAAGACCUGCUCUUAGAUUCCGGAACCGAUUCCGAUUACGACGGAGAUAGCUUGUCAGGUUCUUUGAACUCCGACGACUUCGACUCCGAUUUCUUCGAUUCCGAGGACGAUGCUUCACAGAGAGAGACGGAUGGUGGAGACGGAGAUUCAUCCGAAGACGACGAGCUCCAUGGUCACGAGGGCUCAGAUGAUGAUGAAGGUGAACAAGUAGAUAGUGAGAAUGAUGAGGAAGAUGGGAGUGAUGAAGGUUCUGAGGAACGUGAAGUCGCUGAAGAGAGCGAUUCUUCUGAAGAUGAGGUUGCUCCGAGGAAUACAGUUGGGGAUGUUCCAUUGGAGUGGUACAAAGACGAGAAACAUAUUGGUUAUGACAUCACUGGGAAGAAGAUUACCAAGAAAGAGAAGCAAGACAAGCUCGACUCUUUUCUUGCAACUAUGGAUGACUCCAAGAACUGGCGGAAGAUUUACGAUGAGUAUAAUGACGAGGAUGUGGAGCUGACUAAAGAGGAGAGCAAGCUCAUUCGUAGAAUGCUCAAAGGAGAAGCUCCACAUGCUGACUUUGAUCCCUAUGCGCCUUAUGUCGAUUGGUUCAAAUGGGACGAUGCAAUACAUCCACUCUCAAGUGCACCAGAACCCAAGCGGAGGUUCAUCCCUUCGAAAUGGGAAGCCAAGAAGGUUGUGAAGUAUGUUAGAGCAAUAAGGAAGGGGUUGAUCAAGUUUGAUAAGCCUGAAGAAGAGCCCAAUGUCUACCUUUUAUGGGGUGAUGAUUCAACUUCAGACCAAAAGAGCAAGCACUUGACUUACAUUCCUCCACCAAAACUAAAAAUGCCGGGACACGAGGAAUCAUACAAUCCUUCUUUGGAGUACAUUCCAACAGAGGAAGAGAAAGCCUCUUAUGAGUUGAUGUAUGAGGAAGAUCGUCCAAAAUUCAUUCCUAAAAGGUUUACAUCUCUGAGAAGCAUUCCAGCAUAUGAGAAUGCACUAAAGGAGUCGUUUGAUCGUUGUUUGGAUCUAUACCUAUGUCCAAGAGUUCGAAAGAAGAGAAUAAACAUCGAUCCUGAAUCUUUGAAGCCUAAACUACCUAGUAGGAAGGAUCUUAGACCUUAUCCAAACUCAUGUUACCUUGAAUAUAAAGGCCAUACCGGAGCUGUUACUUCCGUAUCCACUGAUUGUUCUGGCCAGUGGAUAGCUUCAGGUUCUGCUGAUGGAUCUGUUCGUAUAUGGGAAGUGGAGACUGGUAGAUGUCUCAAGGUCUGGCAGUUUAAGGAAGCUGUGAAGUGUGUCGCCUGGAACCCCCUUCCCGAUUUCCCAAUUUUAGCCGUCGCCAUGGGACAAGAUUUGAUUAUCCUGAACACUGAACUUGGCACUGACGAGGAACAGCAAAGGAUUGAAGAGCUGCUUCGCUUACCAAAACUUCCGGAACAAGAUGAAGCGGUUGCGGCUAUUGUAAAGUGGCUUCCAGAUGAGACAUAUGGAGGGAUCAAGAUAACACAUUUUAAGAACGUAUCAUAUGUUGACUGGCAUCCAAGAGGAGACUAUCUCUCAGCAGUCAUGUCAGCAGGCGAAACGCGAGGUGUAGUCAUACACCAGCUCUCAAUGCAUAAAACACAAAGGCUCCCGAUAAAGAUGCGCGGACUUCCUGUCCGUACACUCUUCCAUCCAACCCACCGUGGAAUGUUCAUCAUCGCGACGAAAAAGAACGUGCGUGUUUUCAAUCUUCAGAAGAAAGAGCUGGCCAUCAAAAAGCUCGAGACUGGGUUGAGAGAGAUCUCGUCGAUGGCGAUUCAUCCUGGUGGUGAUAAUCUGAUAGUAGGAAGCAAAGAAGGGAAGAUGUGUUGGUUUGACAUGGACCUGUCUUCGAAACCUUACAAGACUCUCAAGAACCAUCCUAAAGACAUUACGAACGUGGCGUUUCACCGCUCGUAUCCGCUCUUCGCUUCGUGCUCGGAGGAUUCAACGGCUUAUGUGUUCCAUGGAAAGGUGUAUAGUGAUCUGAACGAGAAUCCUCUGAUUGUGCCAUUGGAGAUUCUGAGAGGCCAUUCUACUUCUUCAAAUAGAGGAGUCUUGGACUGCAAGUUUCAUCCGAGGCAACCAUGGCUAUUCACUGCAGGCGCUGACUCAAUUAUAAAACUUUAUUGUCACUAAAUUUCUGCUUAAACCCUAUUUUUGACAAUUUUCAUCUCUUUUUUAUGUUGCUGUUUAUCACAUUGCUCGACCUUUUUUUAUUUUGAGUAUUUUCGUCGAAUUA